GGCAGCAGCAGAGGCGGGUUGGGAAGCGCCUUCCUACCAAUUCUUGGAGUUGCCUGUUCAGCAGCGCCCGCCAGGAAAGCAGCACCCGCAGCAGCAGCAGCUGUGGCGGCUGCAUGAGCUGCAGAAGCAGCCGCAGCCACAGCAAGGGGAGGAGGAGACCCAGCAGCUGCCCCCGCAGGCCCCACUGCACCCGAGCAGCGAGCAGGCAGCACUGCAGCAGCCGAAGAGGCGCCUGCAGCAGCCGCGGCCCCCCCAGGACGGCCAACAACGGCAGCACGAGCCAUUGCGGCCCCAGCAACAGCCCUCACAGCAGAGGUCCCAGCAGCAACAACGCUCUCCAGCUGCUCCUAGGCAACCCAACCGCACCCCCCAGCUGCAGCAGCAAGGGGUGCAGCCCAGAUCGGCUACGGGUACGGCGGCACCGCCAACCGCUGUCUACCCCUCGGCCUCUCCCUCCUCCCCGCGGCAGCGCUACGACUACCGGUUGCGGCUGCACCCGGGCAAGCCGGUUGCGACGCUGGCGGGGGUGCUAAUAAAGUCGCUGCACCGGCACUGUGUGGUGCUGAGCGAGGUGAGCUGCCCUGAGCACCUGUACCACGCCAUCAAGGUGAUUGCAACCGCACGGGCCAUCUGGCAGCAGCAGCGGCAGGGACAAGGGCACGUGCAGGGGCAGCAGGGACAAGAACAGCCGCAUACUGGCCAACAAGUGGGUAGCACGGCAGGUCAGGGAAGUAGCAACAACACAAGGGCGAAACAGCAGCAGACCCAACGGCAGCACCACCAGGGUCGAGGCAGGCCGCCCGCUGCGGCCACCGCAGCGGCUAGCCCCGGCGGGGCUGAGGGCAGCGGCGGCUCCCUCAGCGCCCCCGGCGCCGACAUCGCGCUGCAGGUGCUGCUGCCCAAGCAGCCUUACAUACGACCCCGGCGGGAUGACCUCGGCGGCGUGAGUGCUCCUGGCAUGGUGAGGUUGAGCACCGGCGGCCGUGGCGGCGGUGCUGCUGCUGCAGAUGGUUGUGCCUCCGGGAUGGAGGAUGAUGACGGCGGCAGCGGCGGCGGCAGCAGGCAGCGCUGGCACCACGGGUGGCAACAGCAGCAGAGCCGGCAGCAGGAUGACAGCCGUGUCUGGCGCCUGUACUCGCAUGCCGUUGUGUUGCCGGCUGGGUACGAUGAGAGUAUCAAACAUGCUGAAGCCGCUAGCUGCUCUGCUGCUGGUUCUGCAAGGACGGCAGCAGCAGCAGCAGCAGGAGGAGGAGGAAGGGAUCUCGUACAAGUGAUGUACGUGCGCAGUAUGAGUACGCCGCGGGAGGUGGCGGCGCAGCUUGGUCCAGCGGUGGUGCGGGAGGGGGCGGUGGUGCUGCUGGCGGCGGGCCGGGAUGCGGU
Messenger RNA from Astrephomene gubernaculifera, 1380 nucleotides. The record is from the annotation of a GenBank genome assembly. NCBI's taxonomy places the organism in Eukaryota, Viridiplantae, Chlorophyta, Chlorophyceae, Chlamydomonadales, Astrephomenaceae.